Molecule: messenger RNA, 1263 nt
Organism: Xenopus tropicalis (tropical clawed frog)
Lineage: Eukaryota; Metazoa; Chordata; Amphibia; Anura; Pipidae
Product: estradiol 17-beta-dehydrogenase 12-B-like
Exons: 11
Coding region: 45-1085 (346 amino acids)
Biological process (GO): lipid biosynthetic process
Cellular component (GO): endoplasmic reticulum membrane; endoplasmic reticulum
Molecular function (GO): estradiol 17-beta-dehydrogenase [NAD(P)+] activity; steroid dehydrogenase activity, acting on the CH-OH group of donors, NAD or NADP as acceptor; very-long-chain 3-oxoacyl-CoA reductase activity
Source: RefSeq, a predicted model, not a curated record
GAGGGACUGGAUGUAUGGGCGACUAGGGCCAGCCCUGUUAGUAAAUGCAGGUAGUGGGGGCGGAGCCUAAGCCAAGCAGGCUGUUCAGCUUUGCACCUUGCCAGUAUCCAGGGAUCAUGGUGAGUGUGCUGGAGGAAGGCUGCCUCUCCCGGGGCUUUGCGCUCAUUGGGCUCAUUACUGUGGGCUACGUAGCCAUCACCCAAGGCUGGAGGAUACUCUGCGGCUUCAGAGCCCACUUUGUGUCCCACUGGUGGAAGCCCAACCUCAGGCAGUAUGGAACCUGGGCCGUGGUGACGGGGGCUACAGACGGGAUCGGCAAAUCCUACGCGGAAGAGUUGGCCCGGAGGGGAUUCGACAUUGUCCUGAUCAGUAGGAGCCCAGAGAAACUGCAGAGAGUGGCAGAGGGGAUAGAACAGAAGAGUGGACGCAAGACCAAGAUAAUCCAGGCAGAUUACACGGGAGAUGUUGGGAUCUACACGCCCAUAGAGGAAGGUCUAAAGGGACUGGAUAUAGGAGUCCUAGUGAAUAAUGUUGGGAUGGCGUAUUCUAAUGAACCAGUCAGAUUCCUCGAUGUUCCGAAUGUUAAAGAGCGGUUAACGAACGUCAUCAACUGCAACAUCGUGUCUGUACUGCAGAUGACCCGCAUUGUGCUUCCGGGCAUGCUGAAGAAAAAGAAAGGUCUGAUCAUUAAUAUCUCCUCUGAAGCUGGGAGUCAUCCCUUCCCCAUGGUUGCAGUGUACAGUUCAACUAAGGUCUUUGUGGAUUACUUCUCCCGAUGCCUGCAUACAGAAUACAGUCCCCAAGGGAUCACAGUCCAGUCAGUCAUGCCUCUCUUGGUGUCCACCAACAUGACAUUUGGGAUCAAGAGUAACAUCUUUGUCAAGACGUCAGACAGCUAUGUCUAUGAUGCGCUGAACACCGUGGGAUCCACCACUCGUACCAAUGGCUGCCUCUCCCAUGCCCUUCAGAGUUACUUCUUCCAUCUUUUUAUCUCGGACUUUACGCUCUCCUCCAACAUCCUCGCUAUCCUUGGCCCCAGAGCUCUGAAGGCACUAAUGAAACGAACAAUGACAAAGACAGACUAGAGGUGUCCCGACGCCCUGUGACGGGAAGAGCGUCGCCAUUUUAUCCAGCAACAAGAACCAAAGGAAAAUACAGGAAGAUUCCGAGAAAAGCUCAAGAUGCCAGAGGUGUAUUCAGGGGGGUUAAUACGAAAACGGAUAUUUUUAAAUAUGAAUAAAAAGGUUUUAUGAUCAAUGAAAA